Molecule: messenger RNA, 7504 nt
Organism: Paramuricea clavata
Lineage: Eukaryota; Metazoa; Cnidaria; Anthozoa; Malacalcyonacea; Plexauridae
Source: the annotation of a GenBank genome assembly
AGCUGGAAGGAAGAAUUAAGCGUAUGGAGCGAAGGAUGUCCAUAAAGACACAUAACACUCACUAUGAUGAAGAUGAAUUUGACAUUUUACCAACAUCUCCUAGGGAUAGAAAAAUGUUGCAGAAGAGGUACGAACCGUUAAGCUGCAUUGUGCUUUAAUGCACCCUAUGUUAUUAUUUACUCCGUGUAAAGCCAGAUGAUUUUAUUCGUCAGGGAGAGAGUGCUGUGGCUCAAUGGGUUAAUAAAACUAUCUGUCCAUGUACAUGUAUGUAGUUAACCCAUCAGGUCGUGUAUUGUGCCCUAAUGCACACUAAGUAUACUUCAUUAUUUACACUGUCUAAUGGUAGAUUAUUUUACUUCGUCUAACAUCAGAUGACUUGUCAAGGGGAGAGUGGUGUUGCUCAAUAUGUUAAUAACCAUGUUAUUUCUGUUGAAGAGGCCCGUUGCUAAGAGUUCACAUACGUAUUAUAUAAUUCAGCCACACAGGCUAUGUAAUUCAUUGUCGAGAGUGCUGCACCUGAAUCACAGGGUUGCAGUUCCUGCUUGAGGGCCUACAGUAUAUUCUCAUUUUUUUGCAACUUCCCUGGUCAGGUCUAAGAAAUUUGAAGAAAUUUCAUCUACACAAACCCUUCAACAUUCUGUUACCCAAAAUUUAGAGGAUGUACAUUGUUAUUUAUACUUGUUACUUAAUUUAUAGUAUUAAUAAUAUACAGCAUGUUACUUUAGUAUUUAGUCAACAUGUAUGUUCCUUCUAUUGCAUUUUAGAAUGAACAGAAAACCAUCAAUUAGCGAGCUGAUGCGCAGGAAGAGUAUCCCAGCUGCUGCGGCAGUCUUAAUGUCUUCAGCAAUAGAGAGAUUCGUCAAUAUUGAUACAUGUUUAAGAACUGAAACUUUGUAUAUGGAUAAUGAAAACAGUAUGGUGGCAGAAAUACCUGAGCAAAUUAUUCAGGAGAACACUGAUCAGCCUGUUUGUUCUGCUGAUGUACCAAGUAUGUUUUAAUUAAUACAAUUUUCUUGGUACUGCAGCCGUCUUGAAACUAAGUUGUGGGUGAAAGUUUUGUUCUGCACAAGACCAGUGCAUGACGCCCAUUUCCAAAAUCACUUUUACGCAUCUUGUAAAUGAAUGAACUUAACUCGAAAGUAAAUGGCUCUAUUAUAAUUGAUAAAACAGUUCAGAUUGAAAGUAGUAUGACACAUAUAUACUAACUGCAGCUUUUCUGUUGCUUCAUGGUUACUUGUAGUUCCUCAAUUCAGGAUAGUUGAAAACUACUCAACUCCUCUUCAAACAUGUGGAACAACAACAAGAUCGAGUGUUUCAUCGACUGAAGAUAUAGACACUACUUGUGAGGUAUGCUCGUAUAGUGUCCUGACAAUGUGUUCUACUCAUCUUUACCACUAUGUUACAUUCUUACCCUGUUAUAACUUCAUCGUCGCCUGUGUAUUGUUUUUUCGCCCAACCAAUGAUAUUACCUCGUGAUAUUACACAAUGGUUAAAUGAGUAUAUAACUAUUGGUUGCUCUAGUGAAAAUACGGUACACACGUGACGAUGAACCAACUGUUUUUUGCAUAAACCAAGACAAAACAUAGAUAAUGAGGAUGUCUUCAUCGAGUUUCCUAACCUUAUUUUAUUGACUAUGGCGAGGGGUAGCGCUGUGCAGCGUGCCAUAUUUUGACGUAAGUUCGGUCCAAAACAUUUAAUGCACGUUAAUUACGUCAGCAGUUGAAUAACGCGACAGUUACCGGAUAUUGAUAAUUAGCCAGAAUUGGUGACCAAUCAGAAAUGAGAAUAAAGUUUGAAUGUAUAAUAAUACAGUAUUCAGUAGGUACUGUAUUAUUAUUAUACUGCAUGUAUACUGUAAGAAUAAUUAUCGGUUUCAUAUUUUUGUUUUCUAUUAUUAAGAACAUGGAUGAUGAAACGUUUGGGAAAAGACAUUCACGACCCGAGGCUGAUGAAAAAAGACGAAAAAGGUUAUUUAAUGUUUAGUGCCAUAAUUCAUUUCUGCAAUAUUCAGUUGGUAUGCUAUGAAAAAUAGUUUUCUUAACAUGCGAUACUUUUUCCAGGUGGGACAUUCAACAUUAUCGAGCAAAGAAACAACGUGAAGAAUUACAAGAAAAAUACAAGCAAAGAGAAGAAGCGAGAUUAAUAGGAAGAAAAGUAGUAGAACCAGAACAACUAUCGUGUGACGAGACAUUACUGCCAGAUUGUUUUCACAGUAAGUUCAUAACAAACUGCCAGAUACAGCUAAUUCAGUUGCUGUUGCCCCUUCGGAAUCAAAAUCGCAAAACCUCGACCUCUAACGCCUGUAUUGUAAAAGCUCACUCACACUUAAAGAGUGGAGGUUCAAUCUGAGCUUCCCUUGAGUGUCAAUGCUGUUUUCGAAUAGCUGGAGGGUAAGUAGUCACAUAGUAAGGUACGACACUAACCCUCCAGCUAUUCAAAAACAGUAUUGACACUCGAGGGAAGCUCAGAUUGAACCUCCAUUCUUUGAGUGUGAGGGUGAGUGAACUUUUAGAAUACAGGCGUAAAGGCCGAUUUAGACAACACAACUUUUGCCUAAAACUGUCGCAUACAACCUGUUUACAACUUGAGUUGCACUGUGUAAAUCAAAAACUCGUGUGCAAAAGAUAUGUACUGGUGUAAAUCGGCCUUAAUAGUUUGUCUCAGCGCGAAACUCACAAUGAAUGUGGAAAUGCAGACAAAGAGACAAAAAUAUGGGGCUUCGAGGUUGAGGUUUUGACUUUUAGAAAAGCGUGAUGUUCUCAUGCUCCUCACGUGAUAUUUGGGCAGUUAGUGCAAGCCAUGUCUCAAAACAGUUAUGUAUUUGUUUUAUUUAGUUCAAACAGUAGAAAUAUCAGAUACAGUUCCUGUGACUGCAUUUGGUGCACCAGUUCAGUCAUUUCAACACAGGUGGGAUAAUUUGUGAUCUACCGACAGCUUCGUUCUGGAUGAUGAAAAAUCUUAAUACCUUGAUUCUUGAAAACGGCCCAUAUGCCAAUGGGCCCCACCACCCUCAACUGGUCGCACGAUACCAGUGGCGGACACUGGGGGGAGGGGGCUAGCGGGGCAACUGCCAUUAUUCAAUAAGUUGAAAGAACUAAAAUUUCUAGCUACAAAAGGUGGUCAUAUGUCUCCAGGAUUUUGCGAUGUGUACGCCACUGCACAAUACGUAAAUAACAACGAAUAAAAACAUUCGUGGCAUGUAAUUAUAAGUAUAAAUAUCCAUUUCUAUGUUUUGUAGGGAGUUCGAGCUGCCUUGGUUUAGUGUCGAUAAACGUGAGCAGCAUGAGCGGGGAAAACUGAUACGCAGUAAAGCGAGGAACAGACGGAAAUCCGGACGACGAUUUUGUAAGUUUUGUCAAAUUAUUAUAAUUCUUGGUUUGCACUUGACUUCAUGUCAGCCGUGUUGGAGGAACGCUCACAAAAGAAUCUCGUCAGCAGCGUUUGGAGCGUGUUCUCAACAUGACCGCCUUGUCUUUGUCUCAUCUCAAGGGAUUGACUGCAAACCACCAAUAGCAACUUCCCUUUGCUUGAGUGCACCAAGUCGAGGUCAUGAUUUAAAUCGGAUCUAAGUUAAGGGCUGCUUGCUUAUACGAGCCAGGCUAGCUCGGUAAUCCGGACUGUUUCGUACUCAUUCGUAUGUUUGCAUAAUGUCACAAUAAGUGACUGGAUGGCAUGGGGAGCAGUGGGAUAUUCAAGGUAAUGAAAAGGCAGUCGGUGGCGGACACUAGGAUGACGCAAGGGGGCAACCUCCCCCCAAUAGUGACCUGGAACGGGAACGCGACAGCAAACAAACUCAUUGAACCAAAUGUUUGCAGAAGAAAACCUGUCGUAUAUUAUGCAUCAAAUGAAAAUAAUACAGCUUAAGGAUUGAGGUUAACACAGAGUUAAUGAUUUAGAAAUGUUCUAGGACCCAAUUUAAAGUAGCAGUUGUCCCAGUUUGAAAUUUAAGCGUUGUAUAAAAGACGUAAUAAUCUGUAUUUUGCUGUUGUAAACAGAGCAAUGCGACGUCUAAAACGUCCGUGGGAUUUUAAUUGUUAAUGUCUACUCAAUUUUCUUGCAUUAAUAUGUUAUUUUGGUGUUAUUUACCGAGGUAAAUACUCAUAUUUUUCAAGCUUGCCCGGUGUAACAUCACAAAUAUGAUAUUAAUAGCUGUCUUCGUUGCACUGACUUUCCUCCUGCUUGUUGAGUUUCUUUAUAACGAUAGUUCUUGAUAAAUGUGUAAAAUGUAAGCCUGUUUAUUGUCACGUCCCGUACUAGAAUAAGCCUUGCUUAAGUUAGCCUCGCUAAUAAUUUCCAACCGUUGCUUGAUUAACUGUGACAAAGCUGUGGCAAUUAUUUUUCGACCAUGAGAGCAUGGUAGGUUAUUAUAGAUUGAGCUAUAUAUUGCAUGAAAUUUAAGGCAAAAACGUUUAAAGAACUAAGAUUUCCAGCAACGAAAGGCGGUCACAUGGUGGCAACCUUAUAUAUGGUGGCAACCCCCCCCCCCCCCGAAUAUUUCGCGAGGUAUCCGCCACGAAACACUCCGAUGACUGUUGCAUCGUGAUCAGAUAGCGCUAGUGUUAGGCCGAGUGUUAUGCAAAGAGCUCGUUGAUAAUCAGAGGGUCUGGCUAGCAUUUAGGAGGUUAUGGGUUCAGUCCCUGUGUUGGAUUUUUAAAGCUUAGUUCUUAUAUGUCGUCGAUGGUCGGUGAUGCACUCACGGACCAUUAUUAGUGAUCAUUGAAGAAAAAAAGAAUUUCAGGUGGACAAAGGAUUUUACUCUCCAUGACACUGCGCCUAUCGCCGACAUCGGCAUAGCAAAUGACGUAUUUUGAAUUUGUUUUUCUAGAGAAACAAACAUUUCCCUGAUGGACGUUGAAUAUGUUAGAUGGUUGCGAAGACUUGGUUACCAGUCCCGAUGGAAUCUCUAAAUACGGACGUUGUGAUUAGGGAGAGUGGAACAUAAAACGUUUUUCAUGUAGAAAUUGAUAUUUUCCUGCUUAAAAGACUGAUUAGCUUUUAUCAAUAUUUAUCAAAAUCCUUCCUGCCUGCAAGAACGGUUAGUUCACUUUGAACAGUUUAACUAAUAAACUGUGAAUGCUGGUAUAUAUUGUCCUCACAAAUUGCAUGAACGCUUGCGCAUUUCCCGCGACCUUACCUAUUCUGAUACAAUUUUCACUGUAAGAUUAUCUACUGUAACAACACGGAUCUUCUGGGAUAUAUCACAAUCAAUCUCUGGGUCAAGCCGUUUCUCUUGACUUUUGAGUAUUUAUUACUAUAUUUGCAAUUAGGGUCGGGCCGGUUUAUCGAUAAAACCGAAAUAAACGAUUUUUUUAAAAACAAUCGAUUUUUCAAAAACAAUCGAUUUUGAAAAACAAUCGAUUCAAUCGAUUUUUCUUUUGACAAAAACCGAAAAAAACCCGAAACUUGCAGAACAGCGCGCGAAGCAUAGAGUAUUAGAGGAUCAUCGAGUAGUUCAGAUGUGUGUAAAAGCGAAAAUAAGACCGAAAUAUUCGUAAUUCGCAACCGAAAUGGCCGCCAUAUUUUGUUACCCAGUGUUUCCACUAUUUUAUGAAAUUUUCAGACGGUUUUCGGUUUUUACCCUGAACCGCCCGACCCUAUUUGCAAUAUUACUGUCCUAUCAUGACAUUUGCAAAUUUGAAUCCGUCUACAAGAACGAACUUGCAAAGUCCCCAAAGCUAUUGAUAAUUCCUAAGCCGCAUCUUUUGUUGAAUUCGAAGUUAAUUCUGAUACAUAUUUCUUAAUUCGUUGUGGUUCAUGCUUAAAGACCUCGUUUACAUGAGACCGGCACGAAGUCAAACCGGGAUGAAAAUCGAGAUUGUCAGUGUGUUUGCAUGUGACCGCUAUGAAAAUCACAAAUCUUUUCAUUUAUUUUCCUGCCAUUUCUCUUUUUCCCAGUGCUUUUGUGAGCAUGCGCUGUUCCGAAGUCAGAGUACAGCCUACACCGGUUCAAAAUGUGUUUGUGUUCACAUUCAUUCCGCUCCGAAUUCAUCCCGAUCUGAAGACAGUCUGUUUGGUCCAGCGAGCGUGAUGAUUUCAGACCGGUCUGAGCAAUUUUUCGUCUCGGUCUCAUGUAAACUGGGCCUUAGUUUCAUUAACAUUCGACAGGUUAGGUUUAGUUGUAUAUUAACUGCAGUGAAUGUAAUUUGUUCGGGGGUUGUAUUUAUUUACUUUAUGAAAUGUUCAGUUUUCAACAGUAAAUAUAAUGGAAAGGAGUCUGGGAGUACAGACAAAAUAUCUUUGGAUUGAGAAUAGCAACGUGCACAAAUGCAUAUUAUGUAAUGAAUCCACAAAAAAUAUUUAUUAUUCAACACUUUCUUGCAUAACAAAAUUCAAUGUUAACAAUUUAUAAAUCUUAACAGUUACAUCUGAAUUGUGGGAGUUUUACUGUGACAAAACAGAAAAUAUCCCAUCAUGUCUUACUUGCUUUCCCAACUCAAAAUCAUUUACUGUAGUCUGUCUCUAAUAACAAUGUAUUCAUCGGCUAUGAUGGUGUAGGCAUACCAGAUUGACGAAAGCAUGCAGGAAAGCAUGUCAAUAUAGCCGUGAGGAUUGUCCUACCAUUCUUAGUCAUUUCAAAAUACAUUGCAGUGAUGCAGCUCUAUAACCACUUUGGAUCGUAAUAUCACAACAACUGCACCAUUGCGAUUUCUCUGCUUCGCUUUGCGUUGUGAACUCUUCAUAUCUUCACUGAGAGACCAGAACUUGGAGCUCAUAAUGAUCCACGAUUUCACCGUCAAACCACUUCUCUCUUCGUUUAUCAAUUCAGCAUUGUGAACUCUUACGGCAACUUUUCCAGAGACCAGAACUUGGGAAGUCUGACAUUAUUUGACUUAUUCACUACCAUUUCACAUGCAAUUUAGGUGAAUCAUAACCUUCAACAAUUCAGCAUUAAUCCAACAUAACCGAGAUUACAAGAACAUUAACUACUUGGUAUAUAAAUGUUACCACAAUUCAUAUUGAACAGCCUCGCCGUAGACUUCCACAUGGACAGAUGUACACAAGAUGAUAUGACUUACACAACUGAAUCUCGCAAGUUGUCGUUCAUUGUUCCUUUCGAAGAUUUUAAAAUCUCAUAAAUUCCUUCAAGGUCGCUUCCAACUUUAUCUUCCAGUCUGUGUAACCUUAAAGAAAGGUCUUUCAAUUGUUCUUGGAUGUUUUCAAGUUUUGAGCAAGUGUCAGGUGCUUUAGGAUGUGUUUCUGGACUGGUAUUUUUUCUUUUUAGUCCCACUGCUAAGCUACUUAUAUUUCCAAACGUAUCAUCCCUUCCUGUUGCAGUACUCGAAGAACUACAGUUCCGUUCGCUGUGUGCACAGUCCACACGACCAUUCCAUGAUCUGCGUUCUUCUUUACGUGGGAAUGGCAUAUUAGCCUGACCUUCGGGAGAUGUUUCAAUAAUUAUAGGAAUAUCACCAUGGUGACAUUUCUGUCCUUCAUUAUCAUAAUUUCCACCAAAUGAAGAUGUUCUACUUCCAGCAUCGGAUUUUGCCUGAAGUAAAAUAUUAAG